AUGGAGUCAAGGUAUCUUCAAAAGUGCCUUGGGACAUGUCUAACUCAAGGUCUUGCAGAAGUGGCAAGAAUUCGCCCAGUGGAUCCAAUAGAAUAUUUAGGAUUGUGGAUUUACAAAUAUAAGGAAAACAUGACCAUGGAACAACUGAGACAGAAGGAAAUGGCCGACCUGGAGCAUGAGAGAGAACUUGCUGUGAUAGAGCGGGAGAUGAUGGAGAGGCUCAAAGCAGAGGAGCUCCUGUUCCAGCAGCAACAGCUGGCAUUCCAGCUGGAGUUGGAAAUGCAAGAAAAAGAGAGACAAAGAAUAGAAGAGCUACAGAGAGCUCAAGAAGAAUUAGAGAAGGAGAUGAGAAUGAAUACAGAAAAUAUAGCUAAGAGUGAAGAUAGUUCACAUUCAGAGGAUGUCACAUCAGACACAAGCAAAACACUAGCUGAAAUUAGCGAUCGAUAUGGGGCACCUAACCUGAGCAGAGUGGAAGAACUUGAUGAGCCAAUGCUAUCUGAUGUUGCAUUAAACAUUGAUCAAGAUUUGUAG
Molecule: messenger RNA, 534 nt
Organism: Enhydra lutris kenyoni (northern sea otter)
Lineage: Eukaryota; Metazoa; Chordata; Mammalia; Carnivora; Mustelidae
Product: DPY30 domain containing 1
Exons: 6
Coding region: 1-534 (177 amino acids)
Cellular component (GO): Set1C/COMPASS complex
Source: RefSeq, a predicted model, not a curated record